AGAUUGUUGUAUAAUUAUGGACGAAAGUUUAUGCAUCCACUGCAUUUCAUGAUUGGACUCUCAAACAUGUGACAUAUGUAACUGAUGUAGAGGGGAAUAUGGAUAGACAGUAAUUAUGUAAAUGAGAUAAUUUUCAUAAUUGAUAAGAAAACCCUAUAAUUCCUUACUGGUAAAUGAUGGUAAUUCAAUUCUUAUGUCAUUUGGAAGUGAAGUUGAAAAAAUGAACACUUUUAGAUAUGAACCAUGUAAAUCAGGGCAUCGUUCACAUUAUCUAUGAGGAUCCACGAGCACAGUGAUUACUUCACGGAGAUCUGUGUCCUACGGAUUCUUGUUAGCGUUUGUAACGGCGUUUGUCUUGUGGUAAACGUUUCGCCAGGAAAAAUGGGACCAAUGGUACCACAUGGUCCUGUGUCUGUCGGGCCUCCCGGACCUCCCGGAGAAAAGGGAGCCAUGGGGCCGGCUGGUCCUGUGUCUGCCGGGCCUCCUGGACCUCCGGGAGAAAAGGGGUCCGGGGGGCCGGCUGGAUCUGAUGGAAAGGACGGGCCACCCGGACCACGUGGACCGAAGGGAGCCGUCGGGCCGCCUGGUCCAGCCGGCAUGUCAGCGUCUCCAAGCUCUACCGAACCGGCUGAACGUACGUCAUUUUGUCCCGGAGGUUACACAAAGAAGAGUGGAGUCUGCUUCAAAGUCUUCGAGAAAGCAAAAAACUUCAACGGAGCGGCCACAACCUGUCGUAAAGACGGCGGCACCCUCGCCAUGCCCCGAGACGCUGAGAUCAACGCUUUUCUUGUCGACUUGUACACGAAUGUGGACGAUUAUGGCUUCUGGAUCGGCCUGCGCAAGCAACACGGCCGUUUCGAGUGGGUGGAUGGUUCUGCUCUGGGGACGUCGUUCACCCCAUGGGCUCCGGGAGAACCGGAUGGUGGGGGUUGCGUUUCCUACGCCAAGGCCAAAGGCCGGAAAGGCAAAUGGGAAGUCCUGAACUGUGACAUGUACUCUAUUCAGUUCAUCUGUCAAGUCACUCCAACCAGGACCCGCUAACCGUCCGCAGUAGAACUCAACGCGGUCUUACUGAAAUCUGGAGUCUGAUUAAAGAAGUACUUCUUGAUGUUCUUAUACAUUUUGUAACAGAAAAGCCAAGUGUGAUUGUGAUGAGAAAUUUCUUAAUUUAAUUUUCACAUUUCACUGUAUUUUUAAGCGGGCUGCCAAAUAUUUGACGACCUGGAAGCUCCAAUCCAACAUCUUAGAUUUUAUUAGAGAUGAUUGUUACAGAAGUCGUGACACAUUAUUUGGCACAUCCGUAACCUGUCAACAUAGAAGAGUUCCGUGGGUUAUACUGUAGUAUAUACAUUUCAACCGGAGAAAGAAAAAACCCAAAGACUUGCGCAUGAUC
Branchiostoma belcheri (Belcher's lancelet) is the source of this 1393-nucleotide messenger RNA. Its product is annotated as collectin-12-like. The transcript is spliced from 3 exons. NCBI's taxonomy places the organism in Eukaryota, Metazoa, Chordata, Leptocardii, Amphioxiformes, Branchiostomatidae. The record is from RefSeq and is a predicted model, not a curated record. Bases 274 to 1041 code for a protein of 255 amino acids.